This is a messenger RNA of Cryphonectria parasitica EP155, 1710 nucleotides long. RefSeq names its product 4-coumarate-CoA ligase 2. Lineage: Eukaryota; Fungi; Ascomycota; Sordariomycetes; Diaporthales; Cryphonectriaceae. Gene Ontology annotation, molecular function: CoA-ligase activity. The transcript has 3 exons. The record is from RefSeq and is a predicted model, not a curated record. Bases 1 to 1710 code for a protein of 569 amino acids.
AUGACCCUUUGGAGAUCACCGCAUCCCGACCUUGAGAUCCCUACGGACGUGACAACAUGGGAAUGGCUUUUCGAGACUGAGCAAUACAUUCCCUUUAGCACAGGUUCCAGAGGGGUACUUGGAACAUACCAAAAUGCCGUCACCAGCGAGAGUCUGGACCUGGCGCAGGUGAGAGAACAGGCCGUGGCCCUGAGCACGGCUUUGGCAAGAGACUAUGGUCUGCAGCCGGGCCAGACGGUCUCGAUUUUCAGUACCAACACGAUCUGGUAUGCUGUUGCUUUGUGGGCGACGAUUCGUGUGGGAGGCAGAGUGAACGGCGCCUCACCGGCAUAUAACGCCGAGGAGAUGGCGCACGCUCUGAAAACAGCCAACACCAAAAUCCUCUUUACCCUCCCCAGCUCCCUCGAAGUCGCCGCCGCCGCCGCACAAGAAGCAGGCAUACCACGCUCCCUCAUCUUCCUCCUCGAGGGCACAGCGCCGGGCUUCCAAAGCCAGCAGGACCUCAUCCGCCGCGGCUCCCGCCUCUCCACCGUGCCCCACUACACCAUCCCCAGGCCCAGGACGAACAAGGACGAGUGCGGGUACCUGAACUUCUCCUCGGGCACGACGGGCUUCCCCAAGGCCGUGAUGCUCUCCCACCACAACGUCAUCGCGCAGUGCCUGCAGCUGCGCCAGCUGCAGCUCCUCCCGUCCGACGGGCGGUGGCGCACGCUGGCGGUGAUGCCGCUGUUCCACAUCACGGGCCUGGUGCGGUUCAUCACGUACCCGGCGUUUGUGAACGGACACUGCUACAUGCUGCCUGCGUUCAAGAUGGACGUCAUGCUGGAGGCCAUCAUCCGGUACAGGAUCGAGGAGCUGAUCUUUGUCCCGCCCAUCCUGAUCAGGAUGGUGAGGGACCCUGUGGUGGACAAGUAUCUGGACCAGCUCAGGGCGGUGGUCAAGCGGUUCGCUACAGGGGCGGCGCCGAUGAGUCCCGAGGUGGUGAGGCUGCUGCAGAACAAGUUCCCUGCCACGGGGUUCCGGCAGGGGUACGGUGCGACGGAGAGCACGGCGUGUAUCUCGUGUCACCCGCCGACGCACUUUGACUACAAGUAUGCAAAUAGUGGUGGGAUCCUUGUGGCCAACACUGUCGCCAAGGUCAUUGACUUGACAGACCCAAGGAAGAUGCUGGGACCGAGAGAGACGGGGGAGAUCUGUGCUCGAGGACCGCAGAUCGCCAUGGGGUAUCUGGGAAACCAAGAGGCCACGGCGGAGUCGUUUGAUGAGGAGGGCUUCCUCCACACGGGGGAUGUAGGAUAUAUUGACGAGGAGGGAUUCAUUCAUAUCGAGGACCGGAUCAAGGAGAUGAUCAAGGUGAAAGGGAUACAGGUGCCACCGGCAGAGCUGGAAGAUCUGUUGAUGGGCCACGAGCUGGUAGAGGACUGUGCGGUCCUAGGAAUCCCGGACGAGUAUGCGGGCGAGAGACCCAAGGCUUUCGUUGUGCUGAAGCAGGGCGUGCCUGUGAGUGAGACGGUGGGACGAAGGUUGCUGCAAUACGUACGGGAGAAGAAGGUGAAGUACAAAUGGCUCGUGGAGAUCGAGUUCACAGAGAGCAUUCCCAAAGGUCCCAGUGGCAAAUUGCUGCGCAGGGUCUUGAAAUUGCAGGACAAAGAUAACACGCGCAAGAAGGAGUUAUUCGUUGAAGACGAGACGAGAAAGGCUAAACUGUAG